AUGGAUUUCAUCAAGACCAGUUCCCUGCGUGCUCUGAGUGAGUUAACUUUCCAACGCAACUGGAACGGCCUCAUUUGGAUGAGUAGAAAAGGAGUUAUAACCAAAAGAGUGAAGACUGUCCAGACGGCUCUAUCGAGGAACCGCGGCCAAGCCGUGCAAAGCGGCCGGACGAGGAAUGAAUGUUCCGCGGUCUGCCAAGAUCAAAUCCAUCCGUCCAUGCCUCGGCCAAAGUUCUUCACUACCCGUCCAAGCUCCAGCCGAGUACGCAUCACGACCCGGGAAGCAAUGUCCGGCGGUCGGCCACGCCACGCCCACUCAAGAUGA
Molecule: messenger RNA, 324 nt
Organism: Microthlaspi erraticum
Lineage: Eukaryota; Viridiplantae; Streptophyta; Magnoliopsida; Brassicales; Brassicaceae
Source: the annotation of a GenBank genome assembly